GGCCUGAAUUGAGUCGCUGGAAUUAGCAGAGCAGCCAUGAGAAUCACUUUGGAACAAGAACAGAGCACGGAAAACAAGUAACCAUUCUAAUCAACUGCAGCUAAUCCCCGUCCUUCUCCCGCUGCCAUGGCUUCUCUUCCACUCACCCCAUCAUCCACCGCCGUCCCCGCCAACCUCCUCCGUCAACCCUGCUCCCUUCUUCCUCUCUCCUCAAAUUUGAAACCCACCGCCGGUGGCCGGUUCAGAAGAACAAGACCCAACCUAUCUUCUCAACCAAAUGUCGCUCCCGUCGACAAACAAGAAUCAAUCACCGCCACAACCAAUCCCAAAAUCGAUUAUGGAGUCGUCGGAGUUCACCACGUCGGAAUCCUCUGCGACAACCUCGAAACGUCGCUCGAGUUCUACCAGGGGAUGCUGGGUCUUGAGAUAAACGAGGCAAGGCCUCACGACAAGCUUCCAUACAGAGGAGCUUGGUUGUGGGUGGGCGCCGAGAUGAUCCAUCUGAUGGAGCUCCCCAAUCCGGACCCUUUAACCGGACGCCCUGAACAUGGUGGCCGCGACCGCCAUGCUUGCCUCGCCAUUCGAGAUGUCUCCAAGCUCAAAGAGAUCCUCGACGAAGCGGGACAUCCCUACACACUUAGCCGGUCCGGGAGGCCUGCAAUCUUCACUCGCGAUCCGGAUGCGAAUGCGCUGGAGUUCACUCAAGUCGAUUGACUUCCCUACAGCUUCAGCUCACAAUGGCAUUAAAUUUUUUCAUGCAGUAUCCGAAUAUAUGCAAGAGUAGAUGAAUUACAGCACUGUACAGAGUAACACUUCCCUUCAAAUAUAUGCACCUUUCUUGUUUCCUAUAUCUUUGUGUAUAUGCUGGUUUCUUAUGUUAUGAAUUACAACUUUCUGUAACCAGUUUCGUUUUCUCAAUUCGCUCCGAGUGUACCAUAUGCUGUACAGUACUGCUGACAAACGGUCAUCAUCGACUUCUAAAGGAAGAUGAGUUACAGGGGAGAAACUUGGGCAGCAACCUUUUCGAUGAUACAAGAUUACUGAUGCUUUGAAAAGCUAUUGAGAAUUCACCCGAGACAUCCAUUCACGAAUCGCAGAGCGUAACAUGUGAUUUGGGGUCAAGUCAGAAUGUUGGAGUCGAAGCUUUGUCACUGGAGAAAUGUUGUGCCUCUCCAGCCAUGUCUUGAUGGCUAUUUUUUCGUAGGUGAAACCAUCAGCAGCAAUGUGAGGAUCAUCCAUUACUUCCUGCAUCAGUAUGAAGAAAGAAUUAGAUGGCAGAUAAGAGUUCUGGCGGCAACCUAUAACUGUCUGCUUUGCUUACAUACCUUAAGGAUUGGACAAAAAUAGUAGCUUGGUGCAUAGAUGCUGCAUCUCUCUGUCUUCAUGCUAGCAUCUGCUACUUCGCCGAGUCUUCUAAGAACUGGCAGUACUUCAGUAUCGAGAUCUGGCCUAUCUCUGCAACGAAGCUUUACACAGUUCAGAGCAAUUUGGGCAAGCUCCUUGGCUUCACCAAGUGGCCAAUCUGCAAUGGAUGGAUCUA
Linum tenue is the source of this 1540-nucleotide messenger RNA. NCBI's taxonomy places the organism in Eukaryota, Viridiplantae, Streptophyta, Magnoliopsida, Malpighiales, Linaceae. The record is from the annotation of a GenBank genome assembly.